This is a messenger RNA of Physcomitrium patens, 2907 nucleotides long. RefSeq lists its product as uncharacterized. The record is from RefSeq and is a predicted model, not a curated record. Lineage: Eukaryota; Viridiplantae; Streptophyta; Bryopsida; Funariales; Funariaceae.
ACUCAUACUUUUUUUUUUCUUUUUCUUUUUUCUUUUUCUGAUUGCGGACGCUACGCUACGCCUUCACAUCCCCGUCGCAGUCGCUUGCGUUGGUGUUAGUUGCAGAGCGAGGUCCUGUGUCGAACGAGAUUCUUCGUGCGGUUUUUCUUUGAGUGAGGGCUCGGCAAUUGCUGACCGACGGGUUACAAGGUUGCGGGGAGCUUUGCAGGGCUUGGGAAGCGGUGAUUUCACACGCCGUUGCCGCACUUUUCAGCGUUUGUAGACCCCAUUGUGAUGCACUUUCAAUUAGCCCUUCUGAUUGCGUAUGUGCACGUGUGUUUUUUUUUUUUUUUUUUUUUUUUUUUUUUUCACUGUUUUUUCAUGACGUGAGAGAUUGAAAAGGUCUGGUUGAAGUGUGCAAUCUUAGUGUACACGUACAUGUCUGCGGUCUGAGCGAUCCCAGUGUUCGUACUCCACGAGAGGGUUGGAUCGAUGCUCGUUAUGUGUGAGUGAGAGAGGUUAUUCAGUUGUGAGUAAGGUAACAGUUUGAAUGCGGCGACACCGACAGAGAUAAUUAGCUUGCAUACUUGUUGAGGUGCUUGAAAGGCAUUUUCUAUGGCUUUGGCAGCUGUGGAAGGGGGCAUAGCUUGUGCCAGUCUUCAACGGGCUCAUGCUUUGUCGUUGGUGAUGGGCGAGCUUUGCGUAUCGUGAGACUGGAGCGAGGAGAUAGCUGGCAACGACGCUGGAUAGAGACAACAGGCAUCCAUGGCCUCUACUGAGUUUUGAGACAUUCGGACAGCUGAGUAACCUUUUCAUUCAAGGUCGAUCACCGAGUGCCUUGGUGCAUCUUCCACAAGAACACUCUGUGUGCGGCUUCUGCAAGAAGGGGGACUCCAGGUGGUUUACUCUCUUGCAGAUUGCAUUGCAAAAUCGAUAGCAGUCGUCCUGCGCAUGGGUAAUGACAUUCAAAUAUUGGAUCAAGUGGUUAUCUGGAAGCAAAAGUUAAAUCAAAUCUCAGAAAUCCAUGGCCUCUGGCUUUGAGGGGGAACACGCCCAAGAAAAGAGGAUAACAGAACAUCCGAAUCAUUUCGUUGCUGACAUUGCUGCCCAUGGAUUCUAAUGGCCACAAGGAAUGUGAGGAUGGAGAUCAAACGCUAUUGGGAGGACCACCCGAUAUAAAUCUGCCGCUAUCAAUAGAGAUCUGUCCAGACCCAUGGGGUCUAAAGCCCUCGGAUUUACUGCAUACUAGCUUGGCACCAGCUCAAAAUCUUGAGUUGGGAACUGUGACGUCCUCUAAAGGGCGCCGGUGGGUGCGACGUGGUGAUACGAUUUGGGGUGCUUGGUUUUUCUUUAAUCAUUACUUCAGACCUGCAUUGAAUGAUGAACGUCAGGGUAAGCUUCUGCGAGAUGGCAUUCUGGCACCCCCCUUGGACAAGUCUGAUCUGCGAUUGGACCUUUUCCUAGUUCAGCAUGACAUGGAAAACAUGUAUAUGUGGGCUUUUAAGGAGAGGCCCGAAAAUGCGCUUGGGAAGAUGCAACUUCGUAGUUACAUGAAUGGACAUGCAAGGUUUGGUGAGCCACAGUUUCCUUUCAGCGCGGACAAAGGAUUUGCCAGAUCCCACAGAAUGCAAAGGAAGCAUUAUAGAGGCUUGUCUAAUCCCCAAUGUGUGCAUGGUGUCGAAGUUGUAAGAGCUCCGAACUUGCUGAAUGUCAGUGAGGAUGACUUAAAACGGUGGAUGGAAUUGACGGGAAGGGAGAUCAAUUUUACAAUGCCCCCAGACGCUGAAGGGUUCUCUGAAUGGCGUAGUCUUCCAAAUACAGACUUUGAUUUAGAGCGUACAUGCUCUCCUUCUCCUAGCAAACCUCCAAAUGGAUACACCAAGAAGCAAGCAUCAGCGCGAUCAGGACGAAUGAAUGAGGGUAAUCACAAUGUGAAUGCUGUGAGCCAGCUGCCAAGCCCUGCCAGUAGCGGUAGUCCAAACAGCCUGAGUCCAGGAGGUAAGAGAAAGAAGAUCAAUUCUUUUCUCCCUGUUGGGCUCCUACCCUGCGGCAACGAGGCUGAUUCAUGUGUGCCUGUAGUGAGCUAUGCGGGCCUAGAGAACUUCCACACAGGAACGGAACCCUGCUGGCUCUCAAGCUUCUCAGGAGUGAUGACCGAUGCUUGUGGGCCUGUUACUGGAGCCAAGAGUAUUUAUGAGGAUGAUAAAGGUUACCUUGUCAUGGUAAGCCUACCUUUUAUUGACAUGCAAAGGCUCAGGGUGUCAUGGCGUAACACUGCUACUCAUGGUGUUCUGAAGAUUCAUUGUACCAGCACGGCCAGGACUCCAACAGUGGUCAGAGGAGACAGGACUUUCAAGUUGACUGACCCCAAUCCAGAACAUUGCGGGCCAGGCGAUUUUGUGCGAGAGAUAGGACUGGCUACGAGAAUUCCUGAGAAUGCAGAUCUGAAGGCUUUCUAUGCGGAAGCGUGCGCUGGACUAGAGAUCAUGGUCCCGAAGCACAACAUACUCUCGGAGGAGAGAGAAGUGCGGGUUUUUUUGCCACCUCAAAUGAGCCAUACCGAAGCUUUACUCUUGUAGGCGACAUGUCAUGGUAGAUAAACCUAAUUUUCAUCUUGUACUAUAGAAGUUGUAUAUUGUCAUUUUUAUAUUUUUAGUUGAUCCUAUUAUGUCAUAGUCAUGUUGAGCUCUAUACAAAAUUAAACCCAGAGCACUCUCGUUUUGUAAAAGGAUUCAGACCUCUGAGCUGGUAGCUUGUAAGUGAUUCAAGUUCGUUUCCCCCUCCCCUUAUAUGAUUCACCUAUCCUCUCUAAUGCGUCUCUUGUAAUGUAGUCGAUCUCAUGUUGAGCAGAUACAUUAUCCUAAUUGUCUUCAUACGCAUUGCCAGUAAAUUGUGAUUUAACCCAUCAGGGACUAAGGGAUGCCAUGA